Pangasianodon hypophthalmus (striped catfish) is the source of this 3814-nucleotide messenger RNA. Its product is annotated as probable E3 ubiquitin-protein ligase HERC3. The record is from RefSeq and is a predicted model, not a curated record. Gene Ontology annotation, biological process: ubiquitin-dependent protein catabolic process; protein ubiquitination. The transcript has 25 exons. Lineage: Eukaryota; Metazoa; Chordata; Actinopteri; Siluriformes; Pangasiidae. Gene Ontology annotation, molecular function: ubiquitin protein ligase activity. The coding region runs from base 171 to 3158 and encodes 995 amino acids.
CUGCCCCCUGCAGUAGCUUUUUAUGUAGAAAUGUUGAGUUUCGGUUUCGUUUCGACUUCAGCUGAAACUCAGUGUGUUUACAUUCACUUCCGCAUUCUUCCUGCAUCAGCUGGGAUUCAGACACUGUUACAGACACAGACAGGACAUUUGUACGUCCUGUGAGAUUCAGCAUGCUUUACUGGGGCAAACUGAGCUCGACAGAAGAUGACUCUUCACAUCAGAACAUUAAUGGAUUUGAUGAAAUGAUCCGCGGGACGAGAAUCACAGAUGUGUCUAUCAGAGAGGGGCUCGCGACGUUCCUCAGGGACACGGACCGGAAAGUCACCCUAGUGACGUCACACAAGCGAAUGACUUUAGAUUUGAAGAAGGAGCGAAUUGCAUUAUUGAGCAGUGGAAAGGAGCAUGUUGUGCUUGUGUCUGAGACGGGGACGGUGCGUGAAUGGAAACGUUCAGCUCAAUGCAACAUACCCAGGAUAUUCAGCAGCUUAACUAACAGGCACAUUGCGCAAGUUGCAUGUGGAAACUAUCACUCGAUUGUCCGAACAAAAGAUGGUCAGUUGUUCACGUGGGGUCAGAACUCGAGCGGUCAGCUGGGUUUGGGGAAAGGUAAGCCAAGCCAAGCCGAGUCUCCUCAGCUCCUUAAGUCUCUGUCUGGGAUCCCGCUGGCUCAGAUCAGCGCUGGAGGAGACCACAGCUUCGCCCUGUCUCUCUCCGGAGCCGUGUUCGGCUGGGGCAGGAACAGCGCUGGGCAGCUGGGCCUGGGAGACACUGAAGAUAGACACAUCCCUGUUUGUGUGAAGAGCUUGAAUUUGAAGAAAACUGUGUUCAUCUCAUGUGGAGAGGAGCAUACUGCUGUUCUCACAAAGAGUGGACUGAUGUUGGUGUUUGGAUCUGGUCGAUAUGGGCAGCUUGGACAUAACUCAUUCAGAGAUGAACAUCAGCCUCAUGUAGUUGCUGAAUUCUGGGGGUCCAAAGUGUCCCAAAUAGUCUGUGGACGGCAUCAUACUCUGGCACUGGUUGAAUCAUCAAACACAAUCUACUCAUUUGGAUGUGGAGAGCAAGGACAGCUGGGAAAUGGACAGAGGACCAAUCAGUGUGUGCCACUUCCUGUCCAGCUGCCACCAGAAUAUAGUCCUGAUCAGAUGAUUAAGAAAAUUACUGCUGGAGGGAAUCUUUCUGUCCUCUUUUUCUAUAAAAUGGAUGGUGUUCAAGGAAGUUCAAAUCUGAGUUCAUGCAAUGGCACAGCAGUGUUGGAUGAUGAAAUUAUUGACCGCUGGAUUUCAGACUGUAACUCAAAAGUAUGGAAUAAAAUCCAAAGGGAAAUCAAGAGAAUGUUCUCAUCAGCAUCAUGCAUCAAUGGUAGUUUCAUUGAGAAAAGCAAUGACAAACAUUAUAAAACAUCAGUAGGGACUUCUGGUCUGGAUUUAUCAUUGACUCGUCUUGCUUUUGAGAAGCUGGCCAAAAAGGACAAAGUUCUAUCAGUGGUAGAGAAGGUGGUAGAGAAUGAUCUUCUGCCCUCUCUGGGCUCGACUGCUGCUGGUGUGGAGGCUCUGAGGGUUUACCUUAUCCUGCCUGAACUCCUCCGAGUGCUGAACAAACAAGGACGAGGCACACAGCUCACUAUCUCUCUGGCGUCUACCAUCUUAAAACUCGAGCCUGAGUCACUGGAUGUCUUGACCAGCCUGUGGACCAAACUGCCCUACUACUACUACAGGACUCUGGUGAAGAUGUUUCACUCAGUGUGUGCUCACUUCAUGUCACUGAUGACGACUACAAUAUGUGACCACUGGACUGAAAUAAAGCCUGUGCUAAUGGUUCUGCAGAAGCUUUACAAUAUUAAUAGUCAGAGAGUCGUACAGUUGACCGAGGGUUACUUCCUUAUGAAGGAGCUCAGAUGUUUUUUCAACUUAGUGGAAAAAUAUCCUAUGGGGAAUCUGAUCCUUAGGAUGAUGCAGCUUGGAAACCCUUGGGAGUUCUUCCAUGAUGAUGGGCAAAUUGAUAUUUUAAUCAACUUUUUGAAAAGUACAGAACAGCUUACAUGUUAUCCAUUUAUCCUUGACAUGAAGAGUAAAUGCACAGUGUUCCAUUUUUUACAGGCACAACACGGGGAGCCUUUGCCGUUUUUUGUCUUUGGAAACAGUCUGUGUGUGAACAGAGAAACAGUGCUGGCUGACACACUUGUGUACCUGAGAACAAGCGGACAUAAUUAUGCUCUCCCUUUAAAGGUGAAAUUUUCUCUAGAGGAUGGGAUCGAUGAUGGAGGUCUGCUUGCUGAAUACUUCACCGUGCUUGGACAGGAAAUAACAAAAGACUCCAGUGUAAUCCAAGAAUCUGAGGACUCAGGACUCUUCUGGUUCUCUGCUGAUGAUUCUGGCUCCAGUCUGGAGGAGCUGUUCUACAUUGGUGUCAUCUGUGGUUUGGCCUUUUAUAAUCACAGUUUUAUGCACAUCGGCUUCCCGGUGGCACUGUUCAAGAAGCUGCUGAACCUCAGUCCAACAUUGAGAGACCUGGAGGAGCUGUCACCAGUGGAGGCCAGAAGUCUAAAAAAUGUACUGAUGGAAGACGAGGAUGUUGUGGAGGAGCUCUACUUGGAUUUCACAGUGAAAGGAAAAGAGCUCAUUCCAAAUGGAGUGGAAAUCCCAGUCACAAAAGCUAACAGGCAGAAAUACGUGGACUUGUACAUCGACUUUGUUUUUAACAAGUCUGUGGAGACUCAGUUUAGGACGUUUGAGGAAGGUUUUUCUCAUGGAAACCCCUUUAAUUUCUGGAGGAUGUUCAAGCCUGAAGAGCUCAGAGACUUACUCUACGGCACGUCUAAAUACGAGUGGGAGGAGCUCCGACAGGGAGUCACAUAUGAAUGCUGUGGACCCUCAGAUGAACUCAUCCAGAACUUCUGGUCUGUUUUCUUCGAGCUGAAUGAAGAACAGCAGAAGAAGUUUCUGACUUUCGUCUACGGGACAGAUCGCUUGCCUGUAGGAGGACUCUCUAAACUGCAGCUAAAAAUUGUGAGACACAACUAUGCUGAUGCAGACGACCGUUUCCCCUCGGUCCAGACCUGUUACGGCAUUUUACACCUUCCAAACUACAGCGACAUCCACAUACUCCGAGACAAACUCAUUCAUGCCAUCACUUAUUGUGAAGUUUUUGGACAAAGGUAAAAGUUGAGUUUGUUGGGUCAGGCAUUAAAAUGUCAUCUUAUAUCUUCAUACAUUAUAAUUAGAACAGUCUAUAAGUUUGGGUGGUUGCUUGUCAGCCUACAGUGAUUACUGUGUGUUACACUACAGCUGUGUUUACUUACUUCAUGGUUCAGAUUUGCUUACAUCCUGCUUCUUGUAGUUAGUCUCACUGUGUUGUGUGUAGUGUGAUGUAUAUGGGUUUGUACUGCAAUUUUAAGCCUGGUUUCCGUUUUCAUUUCUUUUUUUGCUUAGUUUCUAUUUCUGGUCCUGGUUUUGUAGUUCUUCAAGUAGUGUAUAUAGUUUUUCUUUUAUUUUCUGUUCUAUUUUUUUUUUCUUUUUUUUGUCAUUUUUAUAGAUUUGCCUUUAAUGAUUCAUGUUCUGGAUCCAUGAAUCUCAGGAGAAGCUUAAAUAAAGGGCUGACUACAUCCAACAUUCUCUGCCUUGUGUGUUACAAUUAGUCACUAAUUCCAUAUUUUUAAUCAUUAAUAUUCACAGAAGGAUAUAAAGCUUCUACUAUACCUCUACUAUAGCCUCCUGUGUAUAAAUCUCUGUAUUUGAUCCUGUAUGGAUGCUAUGUCUUUGUAUAUAUAGCCAUUUACUUUAUAUAUUUGUAGUAUUAUGAAGUAUUUACUGUAUAU